Messenger RNA from Meleagris gallopavo (turkey), 1286 nucleotides. RefSeq names its product zona pellucida sperm-binding protein 3-like. Gene Ontology annotation, molecular function: acrosin binding. Gene Ontology annotation, biological process: binding of sperm to zona pellucida; egg coat formation; positive regulation of acrosome reaction. NCBI's taxonomy places the organism in Eukaryota, Metazoa, Chordata, Aves, Galliformes, Phasianidae. The record is from RefSeq and is a predicted model, not a curated record. Gene Ontology annotation, cellular component: extracellular matrix.
AAACAAAAACCAAGCAGCUCCAGGUGAGGGCAGUUUGCAGCCACCUGCUACUUAAAGGCCUGCAGGGCUGGGGCUGGGCUGUGCUGCUGCUCUCUGAGGAUGAGGCUGUUUUGGGUGCUGCUGAGUGGGGCUGUGCUGGGAGUGGCAGAGACCACCACGGCUCCAGCUGCUCCAGCAUCUUCUGGUCACAAAGCAGUUGCUCUGAGGGUCUCCCUGGGUGUGGGGACACAAACUGUGGCCCUAGUGCCUGCUGGUGCCACCCCAGGGCUGUGUGCUCAGCCCCGCUCGGAGGAGCCCCCUGUGAACUUCACCUUAAGGCUGCUGGAUGGGGAUCCCGGUGCCACAAAGAGGCCAUUGGUGCUCAGCCGCGGUUCUGUGCUGCACCUGGAGGCCAGGGUGGAUGCCAGCCCCGAUGUGUCCCCCAGGAUCUUCGUGGAGCAGUGCUAUGGGACGGGAUCGGGGCAGCGGGCUCACCCCAGGAAGAGCUACAUGGUGGUGAACAGCCAUGGGUGUCUGCAUGGCUCAGGGCUGGGCAGUGUGUCCAUCCAGCAGCAGAGAGGGAUGUCUGUCCUCCAGCUCUCCAUCCUGGCCCCUGUGCUGGAGGCUGAGCCUGAGGAGGAGGUCUACGUGCACUGCCUGCUGUCAGCAUGGGGUGCCAGGAGGCACAGCCCGAUGUCCUGCUUCUACAAUGACACCACGGCCAGGUGGCAAAAUGCAGAGGAUCCCUCCCGGAACACCAUAUGUGACUGCUGUGACACUCAGUGUCCCCCUGGUGACACCAGGCUUGGAGAGCAGCCAGAGUUCCCAGGAGAAGGGAUGCUCCACUGGGAGACAGCGGGCCCACUGCUGGUGCGGGAGCUGGAGCCAUGGUUUGAAGCGCCGUGCCGCACGGUGAAGAAGCUGCUGCUGGCUGGGCUGGCCCUGGUGGGCAGCGUUGUGGUGGUGGCCGUCACUGUGGGCAGUUUGCUGGGUUGGGGCUGGCUGCGUGGCGGCUGCGGGGGGCACGGCCUGUCCGACGACCCCCGAGGAGGCAGUGUCCCUUCCAGGCUGAGCUGCAGGCUGUGGUGGGAGCUCUGGUCCCCCGGGAGGAGGAGAAACAUGGAGAGAGUGGGAUGGAGUACCGCAGCCUGGAGCUGGGAGCGCUGUGAGAUGUUCUCUGCAAUAAAAAGUCACUUUUCUUUAAAUAUACGAGUUUGUUGUUUCCCCCUCUUGAGGGUGGUAUGGGGCAUGUAGCCUCCAGGCAGGACAGUGUGACAGCUGGUGCUGUACCCAGCGGGCUGGGGAGG